GUGAGGUGUUAUCGUUACCAAGAUGGGCAAAGCAUAGAGUGAAAGUGGAUCCUCCGUUUUCCCUCCACCAGAGUUUAUCCAAAACAGAUGGAAAGAAGAUAACGCAUUCCCAGUGAAACUCACUUCUAUACAAAACAAACCACAUAAUGUAACAUACCCAUCCUUUUCUUCUUCUUUUUUUUCCUGUUAUUUCAAUGGCGUCUCUGCCUUCUGUUGCUGUUACCCGCACUCCCAAGAGCGAAUCUGAAUUCCGAAAAUAUUCCGCCAGUUUUCUUCCCAGCGAAAAGAGCCCGAGUGUCUCUUAUCAGCGAAGCAGCCAAUUAGAUGGAGUUUCAGAGGCAAGGUGUCUGGACUUCCGAGAAGCGCUCUCUUUUAUAAGAGAAGGCACGAAGGUGGAGUCAGCUUUUUACGUACCCAUCUUGCAAGAAUGCAUCGACAAGAAGUUGGUUUCAGACGCGCAAAAGAUUCAUGCCCACAUCGUAAAAACCGGAGCCCACAAGGAUGCAUUUCUGAUGACCUUCCUCGUCAAUGUUUAUGCCAAAUGUGGGACAAUGGAGACUGCUCGAAAGGUUUUUGACGAAUUGCCUCGCAGAAACGUGGUUUCAUGGACGACCCUGAUGACGGGUUACGUUCACGAUUCAAAGCCGGAGUUGGCUGUCCAAGUCUUUCAAGAAAUGCUGGAAGCAGGAGCUUAUCCCACCAACUACACUUUGGGAACUGCUUUGAGUGCUUGUUCUGAUUUGCACUCUAAAGAACUAGGGAAGCAAAUCCAUGGUUAUAGUAUUAAAUACAGGAUUGAAUUCGACGCUAGCAUUGGCAACUCCCUUUGUAGCUUGUACUCAAAAUGCGGCAGCUUGGAAUGUGCGGUUAAAGCUUUCAGGAGGAUAAGGGAUAAGAAUGUGAUUUCAUGGACUACAGUUAUAUCUGCUUGGGGCGAUAACGGUGAAGCUGCAACUGGUCUGCGAUUUUUUGUUGAGAUGCUUUCCGAGUGUGUUGAGCCCAAUGAGUUCACACUGACCAGUGCCUUGAGCUUGUGUUGUGUAAUGCAGAGUUUGGACAUUGGGACGCAGAUCCAUUCACUGACCAUUAAACUUGGGUUUGAAUCAAAUCUACCCAUAAAGAAUUCUAUCAUGUAUUUGUACCUCAAAUGUGGGUGGAUCCAUGAAGCCAAGAAAUUGUUUGAUGAGAUGGAAACUAUCAGCUUGGUCACCUGGAAUGCGAUGAUUGCAGGGCAUGCCAGGACGAUGGAUUUUGCAAAGGAUGACCUUGCAGCACACCAGUGCGGAACUGAGGCACUUAGCAUUUUCCUGAAAUUGAAUCGGUCUGGUAUGAAACCUGAUCUGUUCACCUUCUCAAGUGUCUUAUCUGUGUGCAGCCGUUUGGUGGCCUUAGAACAAGGAGAACAAGUUCAUGCUCAAACCAUCAAAACCGGGUUUUUGUCAGAUGUGGUUGUGGGAACUGCUCUAGUGAACAUGUAUAACAAAUGCGGAAGCAUUGAGAGGGCAAGUAAAGCUUUUGUGGAGAUGUCUAUCAGGACCUUGAUAUCAUGGACUUCUAUGAUUACAGGUUAUGCCCAGAAUGGCCAGCCUCAGCAAGCAUUGCUGCUGUUUGAGGAUAUGAGAUUAGCAGGAGUUAGACCAAACAAGAUUACCUUUGUGGGUGUUCUUUCAGCUUGUAGUCAUGCUGGAAUGGUUGAUGAAGCAUUGGAUUACUUUCAGAUGAUGAAAAAUGAGUACAAAAUCACUCCUGUGAUGGACCAUUAUGCAUGCCUAAUCGAUAUGUUUGUUAGGUUGGGUCGGUUAGACGAAGCUUUUGAUUUCAUAAAAGAGAUGGAUUUGGAGCCCAAUGAGUUUAUAUGGUCGAUCUUGAUUGCAGGCUGUAGAAGUCAAGGGAAAUUGGAGUUAGGGUUUUAUGCGGCAGAACAGUUACUCAAACUGAAGCCAAAAGAUACAGAGACCUACAACCUUUUGUUGAACAUGUACCUUUCAGCAGGGAAAUGGAAGGAAGUUUCAAGGGUGAGAAAAAUGAUGAAAGAAGAGAAACUUGGAAGAUUAAAGGAUUGGAGCUGGAUUAGCAUCAAGGACAAGAUUUAUUCAUUCAAACGCAAUGCCCGGUCACAUGCACAGAGUGGGGAGAUGUAUGAAUUGUUGGGGAACUUGCAUGAGAAAGCAAAGAGUUUUGGAUAUGAAUGGGAAGAAAGCUUAGAGGUGACCGAUGAGGAGGAAGAUGCUGAUGAGGAGAAGGCAUUAUCUUCCAUUGUUUAUCACAGUGAAAAAUUGGCUAUUGCAUUUGCGCUGUUGAACACAUCAAAUGCUGUACCAAUACGGGUUACGAAGAGUAUUAGCAUGUGCAGGGAUUGCCACAAUUUUAUUAGGCUCAUCUCGUUGCUGUCUGCUCGGGAAAUCAUCAUUCGGGAUAGCAAGCGGCUUCACAAAUUCAUCAACGGACACUGUUCAUGUGGAGAUUUUGGAACUCUAAUCUGAUCUUUUUUUUUUUUUUUUUUUUUGCUUUGUUGUUACAUGGGCAUUCAACACCGGUAAUCACCCAAUGGGAAUAGCUUACUUGAUAUGGCCGUUUUACCUUUACCCAGGAUGACUACUCUUUUGUAAUAUUUUUCUCUCAAUAGAGCUGUUGCCAAGGAGACGUAAA
Molecule: messenger RNA, 2649 nt
Organism: Vitis riparia (riverbank grape)
Lineage: Eukaryota; Viridiplantae; Streptophyta; Magnoliopsida; Vitales; Vitaceae
Product: putative pentatricopeptide repeat-containing protein At5g52630
Exons: 2
Coding region: 195-2483 (762 amino acids)
Biological process (GO): RNA modification
Molecular function (GO): protein binding; zinc ion binding; RNA binding
Source: RefSeq, a predicted model, not a curated record